Messenger RNA from Polypterus senegalus (gray bichir), 2263 nucleotides. It is a transcript of the gene ddx52, whose product is annotated as DEAD (Asp-Glu-Ala-Asp) box polypeptide 52. The record is from RefSeq and is a predicted model, not a curated record. Gene Ontology annotation, biological process: maturation of SSU-rRNA. Gene Ontology annotation, cellular component: 90S preribosome. Gene Ontology annotation, molecular function: nucleic acid binding; ATP binding; RNA helicase activity. The transcript is spliced from 15 exons. NCBI's taxonomy places the organism in Eukaryota, Metazoa, Chordata, Cladistia, Polypteriformes, Polypteridae. Bases 41 to 1834 code for a protein of 597 amino acids.
GCUUUUGCCCACACUCUGUGUCGUGUUGCUUCCGGUGAAGAUGGACGUCAAUGAUCUUUUUCGAAAACUAGGGGCAGGUGCUAAGUUCGACUUUAAAAAGUUUGGAAAAGAUGCCGAGCGAUUCAAGGUGAUCAAAUCUAAGGAAAGCAGCUUAUCAUUUAACCUAUCAAGGAUUAACUUUUUUGGUGCAAAAGAUGGUGGGACUAGCAAAAAUCAACAGACAGACAGCCCAACGAAAGAACCUUUGGUAUCUGAUGAACAUCCAGUUGUGAAGAAGAGGAAGAGAAUACAAGAAGAGAAAUCAUGUUCUCAAGAUACUUUUAAAGAGGGUAUCUCUAAAACAACAGCAUCUCUUGAAAAUGAUGGAAUAAUGUGGAUGUCAUCACAAAAAGAAAAGAGCAGUGAUGCAGAAAGCAAAAAGAAAAACAAAUCCUCUUGGAAGAAGUUGAAACAUUUGCACCAAGAACAGAUAAAUCGCUUGAGGCAUGAGCACAAAAUCUACAUUCAUGGGUCAGACCUUCCAGAUCCUGUAGCCACUUUUGAACAGUUGCAGAAGGAAUACCAGAUCAGUCCAAAGAUAAUGAAGAAUAUUCACGAGGCAGGUUUCCACAAACCUACACCUAUUCAGAUGCAGGCUAUCCCUGUCAUGCUUCAUAAUCGUGAAGUUCUAGCAUGUGCUCCUACUGGAUCUGGGAAAACAGUGGCUUUCUGCCUGCCUAUCCUUGCUCACUUAAAACAACCUAUGAAUAAAGGUUUCCGUGCCCUAAUCAUUGCUCCAACAAGAGAGCUGGCAAGUCAGACCCACCGGGAGAUGGUAAAACUGUCCCAGGGUACAGGGUUCAGAGUCCAUACAAUUAAUAAAGGAGAGGAGGCUGCCAAAAAAUUUGGCCCAAAGUCAUCUAAAAAGUGUGACAUCUUAGUAACAACACCUAACAGGCUGAUCUACCUUCUGAAUCAAGAACCGCCAGGAAUUGAUCUUAGGAGUGUGGAGUGGAUGGUAGUUGAUGAAUCAGAUAAGCUGUUUGAGGAGGGGAAGACUGGCUUCAGAGACCAACUGGCCACCAUUUUCUUGGCUUGCUCUUCCCACCUUGUGAGACAUGCUAUGUUCAGUGCAACGUUUGCUUCAGAUGUAGAGCAGUGGUGCAAACUGAACCUGGAUAACAUGGUGUCUGUCUGUGUUGGACAGAGAAAUGCAGCCACAGAUAUGGUUGAGCAAGAGCUUCUGUUUGUUGGGACUGAAAAUGGAAAAUUGGUUGCAAUGAGGGACCUUGUGAAAAAGGGAUUUUUGCCUCCAGUAUUGGUGUUUGUACAGUCUAUAGUAAGAGCAAAGGAGCUUUUCCAUGAAUUAAUAUAUGAUGGAAUUAAUGUUGAUGUCAUCCAUGCUGAACGAACACAGCAGCAGCGAGACAAUAUAGUCUCCAGUUUUCGAGCUGGGAAGAUUUGGGUGCUGAUUUGUACAGCAUUGUUGGCUAGAGGUAUUGAUUUUAAAGGUGUCAACCUCGUCAUCAACUAUGAUUUUCCUACCAGCGCAAUUGAAUACAUCCACCGGGUUGGACGCACAGGAAGAGCUGGAAACAGAGGAAAGGCAAUUACUUUUUUCACUGAAGAGGACAAACCAUUACUAAGGAGUAUUGCCACUGUAAUCAAACAGGCUGGAUGCCCUGUUCCUGACUACAUGGUGGGUUUCAAAAAGCUGCACAGUAAAAAGAGAAGGAGACUACUUAAGAAGCCUCCAAGGAGAGAGACCAUUCGGACAACCCCUAAAUUCCUGUUAAAGAAAAGGAAAAGAAAUACUACAGAGAAGCCAAACACGAAAAGCAAGGAAGAAAAAUGAAGAAGAAAAAUAAAGUCCAAAGCCUCCCGUUUUGGAAAUUCCAACAAAAUGACCAUGCUGCAGUGAAAAAACAACUUUUUUCAGCAUGGACAGCUGGACAUUUUCAGUUGCAGGCCAUGAAAAAAUAAUCCUGAUUUGGCUUCUAGACUUUAUGUCUGACUGCCUUCUCCUGUUUAAGUAUUAUUUGCAAGUGAGUGUUGAUCAUAAGAGAAAAGUUACAUGAGGUCAGACGUGGAUCUGGUUGAUACAGUAAGACAUUUAAGUAAACUGCUUUCUAACUUUUUAUACCUGUACUCAUAAAACAGUGAACAUUCACAGAAUGUUUCAGAUGUGAUUUCAUUGUGAACUAUUUAUGUUCUGUUAUAUACAAUUGUGAAACUGUAACAGUUGGAAACUAGCAAUAAACUUGCGCUUUUGAUAUAAUUUUAA